Molecule: messenger RNA, 2254 nt
Organism: Pecten maximus
Lineage: Eukaryota; Metazoa; Mollusca; Bivalvia; Pectinida; Pectinidae
Product: sodium- and chloride-dependent glycine transporter 1-like
Exons: 14
Coding region: 135-2165 (676 amino acids)
Biological process (GO): sodium ion transmembrane transport
Cellular component (GO): membrane
Source: RefSeq, a predicted model, not a curated record
UGGAGAUUGGCGUUCUAUACAUUGAGCGCAGACGAUCCUUGGCGAAAAUCGAUAUAAAUUAAAUAGGGGACACCUUUAUUCACAACAAAAGGAGACUUUGUUCAUUUGUAUAUUUUAACCAGGUAUUAAGAAGUAUGAGUGCAUCAAUGGAUUUAAACGACAAGAACACCGCAACAUCAGCUUUUCUUUCCGAAAAAGAGAAAGCGCUUGAUGUUGCCUCGUCCAAUGACACCAGCAGUUGUUCUGAUUCCAUGGAGACUGGGGAUGAGACAUCCCGUGGGAACUGGUCUGGACGAUUGGAUUUCUUCCUGUCCUGUGUUGGAUAUGCUGUUGGCCUGGGAAAUAUAUGGAGGUUUCCGUAUCUGUGCUACAAAAGUGGUGGAGGUGCUUUCAUGAUACCCUAUGUAAUAUUCCUGAUCCUGUGUGGAAUUCCUAUGGUCUUCUUAGAAGUCUCAUUUGGCCAGUUCGCUAGUCUAAGUCCAGUGACAAUAUGGAGGAUCUGCCCAUUGUUUAAAGGUGUAGGCUAUGGGAUGGUGAUUGUAUCUGGUAUUGUCUGUGUAUACUACAACAUCAUCAUUACCUGGACCCUAUAUUACCUGUACCACUCGCUCCGUUUGGUCCUGCCCUGGAGUUUAUGCAAUAACUGGUGGAAUACAGAACAUUGUUAUCUACGAACGAAUACCAACAACACCAUCUCUGAUGACAGACUUCUCAAUGGUUCAUCGAUGUAUAACUUCACUAUGGCAACAGAACUUCUCAACGGUUCAUCAACUUACAACCUAACUAAUGUCGAAGAAUCUUUAUCAACAGCUCCCGCAGGAAACAUGUCCAAUGUAUUGAAAAAAACUGCAAGUGAAGAAUUUUGGCAGCGUGGAGUUCUACAGCUGUCUCCCGGUAUAGAGGAUAUGGGAGAUCUCCGAUGGGAUCUCCUCAUCUGUCUCUUUAUUGCCUGGGUUGUCGUCUUCCUUUGCUUAUGUAAAGGCAUCAAGACAUCUGGAAAAGUUGUAUAUGUGACGGCCACUUUCCCGUAUCUUGUGUUGCUGAUUCUACUCAUACGAGGAGUGACAUUGCCAGGAGCAGGCGCUGGAAUUGCAUUUUACCUGGUACCAGACUGGAACAAGCUAACCACAUUUCAGGUUUGGGGAGACGCAGCUGUCCAGAUAUUUUACUCCGUGGGUAUGGCAUGGGGAGGUCUCAUCACCAUGGCGAGUUACAACAAGUUCCACAACAACGUGUACAGAGAUGCCAUGGUUGUACCCCUGAUCAACUGUGGUACAAGUGUAUUUGCUGGUCUCGUUAUUUUCUCGGUGUUGGGAUUCAUGGCGCACGAAACUGGAGUGGACAUCAAAAAUGUUGUUACUCAAGGACCGGGACUUGCAUUUGUAGCCUAUCCAGAGGCGAUAGCCAAGUUACCGAUAUCUCCGCUGUGGUCUGUCCUGUUCUUCUUGAUGUUGUUCAGCGUGGGAUUAGACACCCAGUUUGGAAUGUUUGAAACCAUGAGCAGUGCUUUCAUAGACGAGUUUCCAGAUCUGUUGAAAAAUAAGAAGGCGCUCUUCACUGCAUUCAUGUGUUUUGUGGAGUUCUUGCUUGGGAUCCCCUGUGUCAUGCAGGGAGGUGUGUAUGUACUACAGAUCAUGGAUUGGUAUUGCUCCACAUUUUCCCUGAUGAUCCUCUCCCUCACAGAGUGUAUAGUCAUUGGCUGGAUUUAUGGUGUUGAUCGUUUCUACAAAGACUUGGAAAUGAUGAUUGGUUAUCAGCCGUGCGUCUGGUGGAAGAUCUGCUGGUGUUUUAUCACCCCAACACUGAUUCUGUUUAUAUGGCUGUUCAGCGUGACCCAGCUGAGCCCCGUGACGUACGGAGACUACCACUACCCCCAGUGGGCUAUCAUUCUUGGCUGGUUCCUUGGAAUGAUGUCCCUUGUUCCUAUCCCGGUGUGUGCGAUCAUAGCAAUUCUACAGGAGAAGGGACCGUUAAUAUUGAGACUGAAGAAGCUAAUUAAACCUGCUGAUAACUUUGGCCCUGCAAUGCUGAAAUACCAAGAAAAAUAUCUGGAAUCACUGGAGAAGAGGGAGUCCAUAUUACCUACCCUUGAUGUUAGGUGCAGGCUGAAGAAAAAAUCAAAAGGAAUUGAAGCCUCUUCAGAACCUUUAAAUUAUAUCAGUUGAUCAAAGAUAUUAGCAAACUGGAACAUAAGAUUUAUAGCUUAUAUUCUGUUACAGAAAGUUUCAUGUAAAGUAUAAUGGUUCUAGUAUCA